Messenger RNA from Rattus rattus (black rat), 14385 nucleotides. It is a transcript of the gene Fat3, whose product is annotated as FAT atypical cadherin 3. Lineage: Eukaryota; Metazoa; Chordata; Mammalia; Rodentia; Muridae. The transcript is spliced from 28 exons. The record is from RefSeq and is a predicted model, not a curated record. Gene Ontology annotation, biological process: homophilic cell-cell adhesion. Gene Ontology annotation, molecular function: calcium ion binding. The coding region runs from base 9 to 13841 and encodes 4610 amino acids. Gene Ontology annotation, cellular component: plasma membrane.
GUGAUAAAAUGGGUGUGACUAUGAGACACUGUAUUGGCACGAGGCCUCCUUCCUGCCUCAUUUUCCUGCUCCUGAAGCUGUGUGCCACCAUCUCCCAGGGGCUGCCAGGAACAGGGCCCCUGGGCUUCCACUUCACGCAUGCUCUCUAUAACGCUACAGUGUAUGAGAACUCGGCAGCAAGGACCUAUGUCAACAGCCAAAGCAGAAUGGGCAUCACCUUAAUAGACCUGUCCUGGGACAUCAAGUACAGAAUAGUGUCCGGUGAUGAGGAAGGAUUUUUCAAAGCUGAGGAGGUCAUUAUUGCAGAUUUCUGCUUUCUCAGGAUAAGAACUAAAGGUGGCAAUUCUGCCAUAUUGAACAGGGAAAUCCAAGACAAUUAUUUAUUAAUCAUAAAAGGUUCUGUCAGAGGAGAAGACUUGGAAGCAUGGACCAAAGUAAACAUCCAGGUUUUAGACAUGAAUGACUUGAGGCCUCUGUUCUCACCAACCACCUACUCGGUCACCAUCGCAGAAAGCACACCACUCAGGACUAGCGUUGCCCAGGUGACGGCCACAGAUGCAGAUAUCGGUUCCAAUGGGGAAUUCUACUACUACUUCAAAAACAAGGUUGAUCUUUUUUCAGUUCACCCCACGAGUGGUGUCAUCUCUUUAAGUGGACGGUUGAAUUAUGACGAGAAGAACAGAUAUGAUCUAGAAAUCUUAGCAGUGGACCGGGGGAUGAAACUCUAUGGCAAUAAUGGUGUGAGCAGUACUGCCAAGCUUUAUGUUCACAUUGAACGCAUAAACGAACAUGCUCCAAUUAUCCACGUGGUCACUCACACACCUUUCUCAUUGGACAAAGAGCCAACAUAUGCAGUAGUGACAGUUGAUGACCUGGAUGAGGGGGCCAAUGGAGAGAUCGAAUCGGUUUCCAUUGUGGAUGGAGAUCCUUUAGAGCAGUUCUUCCUGGCUAAGGAAGGGAAGUGGAUGAAUGAGUAUAAAGUCAAGGAGAGAAGGCAGGUGGACUGGGAAAGCUUCUCCUAUGGCUAUAACCUCACGAUUCAAGCAAAAGACAAAGGGUCACCUCAGAAGUUCUCAGAACUAAAGACAGUCCACAUUGCUAACCCCAGGAGAGACAGCACCCCAAUCAAGUUUGAAAAAGAUGUCUAUGACGUCAGUAUAAGUGAGUUUUCCCCUCCUGGUGUCAUGGUAGCCAUCGUCAAGGUCAAUCCUGAGCCACUGGAUGUGGAAUACAAACUAUUGCCUGGUAAGGACGCAGAGUACUUCAAAAUUAAUCCCAGGUCAGGUCUGAUCGUCACAGCCCAGCCCUUGAAUACAGUCAAGAAGGAAGUUUAUAAGCUGGAAGUGUCAGACAAGGAAGGAGACGCAAAGGCACAAGUCACUAUUGGGAUUGAAGAUGCCAAUGACCACACCCCAGAAUUCCAGGAGACACUGUAUGAGACUUUUGUGAAUGAGAGUGUCCCUGUUGGUACAAAUGUUCUCACUGUGUCUGCCUCUGAUAAGGAUAAAGGGGAAAAUGGCUACAUCACCUACAGCAUCGCCAGCCUGAACCUUUUACCGUUUGCCAUUAACCAGUUUACAGGUGUGAUCAGCACAACUGAAGAGUUAGAUUUUGAAUCCUCCCCAGAGACAUAUAGAUUCAUUGUGAGAGCCUCUGACUGGGGCUCCCCAUACCGCCACGAAAGUGAGGUCAAUGUGACCAUUCGGGUAGGAAAUGUCAAUGACAACAGCCCUCUCUUUGAAAAAGUGGCUUGCCAGGGAGUUAUUUCAUAUGACUUUCCUGUUGGGGGUCACAUCACGGCCAUCUCUGCUAUUGAUAUUGACGAACUUGAACUUGUAAAGUACAAAAUCAUUUCUGGAAAUGAACUUGGUUUUUUUUAUUUAAACCCAGACUCUGGCGUUUUGCAGCUUAAGAAGUCACUGAUGAAUUCUGGCAUUAAAAAUGGCAAUUUUGCCCUCAGAAUCACAGCUACUGAUGGAGAAAACUUUGCAGACCCCAUGGCCAUUAACAUCUCAGUUCUCCAUGGGAAAGUGUCUUCAAAGAGCUUCAGUUGCAGAGAAACUCGCGUGGCUCAGAAAUUGGCAGAGAAACUACUCAUUAAAGCAAAAGCUAAUGGGAAACUGAAUCAAGAAGAUGGAUUUCUUGACUUUUAUUCGAUUAAUAGGCAAGGACCACAUUUUGACAAGUCUUUUCCCUCUGAUGUGGCUGUAAAGGAGAACAUGCCAGUAGGAACUAACAUCCUGAAGAUUAAAGCCUAUGAUGCCGACUCUGGCUUCAAUGGGAAGGUGCUAUUUACAAUAUCAGAUGGAAACACAGACAGCUGCUUCAAUAUUGAUAUGGAGACUGGACAACUUAAAGUCCUCAUGCCCAUGGACCGAGAGCAUACAGACCUCUAUGUCCUCAACAUAACUAUCUAUGACCUUGGAAAGCCACAGAAAUCGUCAUGGCGUUUGCUGACUGUCAACGUGGAGGAUGCUAAUGACAAUACCCCAGUGUUUCUUCAGGACAGCUACUCGGUCAGCAUUCUUGAAAGUUCAAGUAUUGGCACAGAGAUUAUUCAAGUGGAAGCGAGAGACAAAGACCUGGGUUCUAAUGGUGAGGUAACAUAUUCAGUCUUGACAGACACGCACCAGUUUGUCAUCAAUAGCUCAACUGGGAUUGUCUAUAUAGCCGAUCAAUUGGACAGAGAAUCCAAAGCCAACUAUUCUUUGAAAAUAGAAGCCAGGGACAAAGCAGAAAGUGGCCAGCAGCUGUUUUCUGUUGUCACCCUGAAGAUCUUUCUAGAUGAUGUCAAUGACUGUUCUCCAGCAUUUAUCCCUAGUAGCUACAGCGUGAAAGUCCUUGAAGAUCUUCCGGUUGGUACAGUCAUUGCCUGGCUUGAGACUCAGGAUCCUGACCUUGGAUUGGGGGGUCAAGUACGGUACUCAUUGGUCAAUGAUUAUAAUGGGAGAUUUGAAAUUGACAAGGCAAGUGGUGCCAUCCGCUUGAGCAAAGAGCUUGACUAUGAAAAGCAGCAGUUCUACAACCUGACAGUCAGGGCCAAAGACAAAGGGCGGCCUGUCUCUCUGUCAUCAAUUUCUUUUGUUGAGGUGGAGGUGGUAGAUGUCAAUGAAAACCUUCAUACACCAUAUUUCCCAGACUUUGCUGUUGUUGGAUCUGUCAAGGAAAACUCACGGAUUGGAACAAGCGUGCUGCAGGUGACUGCCCAUGAUGAGGAUUCUGGUAGGGAUGGAGAGAUCCAGUACUCCAUCAGAGACGGCAGUGGUCUUGGGAGGUUCAACAUAGACGAUGAGAGUGGACUCAUCACUGCUGCUGACAUUCUUGAUCGAGAGACAACAGCGUCCUACUGGCUGACAGUGUAUGCCACAGACCGGGGCGUGGUCCCUCUCUACUCCACCAUUGAGGUCUACAUAGAAGUAGAAGAUGUGAACGACAAUGCCCCACUGACCUCAGAGCCCAUCUAUUAUCCCGUUGUCAUGGAGAAUUCUCCGAAGGAUGUGUCUGUCAUUCAGAUUCAAGCUGAAGAUCCCGACUCUGGUUCCAAUGAAAAACUGACCUAUAGGAUUACAAGUGGAAACCCACAGAACUUUUUCGCCAUCAAUAUCAAAACAGGUCUGAUUACCACGACUUCAAGGAAAUUGGAUCGAGAGCAGCAGGCAGAACAUUUUCUUGAGGUGACAGUGACGGAUGGCGGUUCUUCUCCAAAACAGUCAACCAUUUGGGUGGUAGUUCAGGUUCUGGAUGAAAAUGACAACAAGCCCCAGUUCCCUGAGAAGGUCUACCAGAUCAAGCUUCCAGAGCGUGACCGCAAGAAGAGGGGCGAACCCAUUUACAGGGCUUUUGCAUUUGACAGAGACGAAGGCCCCAAUGCAGAAAUCUCCUACAGUAUUGUGGAUGGGAACGAUGAUGGAAAGUUCUUUAUAGACCCGAAAACUGGCAUGGUCUCUUCCAGAAAGCAAUUCACAGCAGGAAGUUAUGACAUCCUGACGAUCAAGGCUGUGGACAAUGGCCGCCCACAGAAAUCCUCCACUGCCCGCCUCCACAUCGAAUGGAUUAAGAAGCCCCCGCCUUCACCUGUACCAUUGACAUUCGAUGAACCAUUUUACAACUUCACCAUCAUGGAGAGUGACAAAGUAACAGAGAUUGUAGGGGUGGUGUCUGUGCAGCCAGCUAACACCCCUCUGUGGUUUGACAUCGUCGGUGGCAAGCAUGCUCGAGAGAUGUUCUAUAUUCUACAGACAGCUUGUGGGCAGAACUGUUCAACAGAAGGGGGGAAUUUUGACAGCUCUUUUGAUGCAGAGAAGGGUGUUGGAACAAUUGUCAUCGCAAAGCCUUUGGAUGCAGAGCAAAGGUCAGUCUACAACAUGAGCGUGGAGGUCACCGAUGGAACAAAUGUUGCUGUCACUCAGGUAUUUAUUAAGGUGCUGGAUAAUAAUGAUAAUGGCCCAGAAUUCUCCCAGCCACAUUAUGACGUGACCAUUUCUGAGGAUGUGCUUCCUGACACGGAGAUACUGCAGAUUGAGGCCACAGACAGAGAUGAGAAGCACAAGCUAAGCUACACCAUCCACAGUAGCAUCGAUGCCAUCAGCAUGAGGAAAUUCCGGAUAGACCCCAGUACAGGCGUGCUCUACACUGCUGAAAGGCUGGACCACGAGGCCCAGGACAAGCACAUCCUCAACAUAAUGGUCAGAGAUCAGGAAUUUCCUUACCGAAGAAACUUGGCCCGAGUCAUCGUGAAUGUGGAAGAUGCUAAUGACCAUAGCCCUUACUUCACCAAUCCACUGUAUGAAGCAUCGGUUUUCGAAUCAGCAGCUCUGGGAUCAGUUGUUCUGCAAGUGACAGCUCUGGACAAAGACAAGGGGGAAAAUGCAGAGCUCAUAUAUUCCAUUGAAGCAGGGAACACAGGGAACACAUUUAAGAUUGAACCAGUCCUGGGCAUCAUCACCAUUUCCAAAGAGCCAGACAUGACAGCCAUGGGUCAGUUUGUCCUGUCGGUUAAAGUCACAGAUCAAGGCUCGCCACCAAUGUCUGCCACUGCAAUUGUCCGCAUCUCCAUCAGCAUGUCUGAUAACUCCCACCCCAAGUUCACUCACAAAGACUACCAAGCUGAAGUAAAUGAAAAUGUGGAUAUUGGAACGUCUGUCAUCCUGAUCUCAGCCAUCAGCCAGUCAACCCUAAUCUAUGAAGUCAAAGAUGGAAACAUCAAUGGAGUCUUUACCAUAAAUCCAUAUUCUGGAGUCAUCACCACUAGGAGAGCUCUGGAUUAUGAACAUACCUCUUCCUAUCAACUCAUCAUUCAGGCCACUAACAUGGCAGGCAUGGCUUCCAAUGCCACCGUCAGUGUGCAGGUUGUGGAUGAAAAUGACAACCCCCCUGUGUUUCUCUUCUCUCAAUACUCAGGUAGCCUGAGUGAGGCUGCCCCCAUCAACAGCAUUGUCAGGAGCUUAGACAACAGCCCACUCGUGAUCCGAGCCACCGACGCUGACAGUAACCAAAACGCACUCCUGGUGUAUCAGAUCGUGGAGUCCACAGCCAAGAAGUUCUUCACAGUGGACUCCAGCACAGGAGCCAUUAGAACAAUCGCCAACCUGGACCAUGAAGUCAUCGCACACUUCCACUUCCAUGUGCACGUGAGAGACAGCGGGAACCCACAGCUAACUGCAGAGAGUCCGGUUGAGGUCAACAUUGAGGUGACAGAUGUGAAUGAUAAUCCACCCGUGUUCACUCAGGCUGUGUUUGAAACUGUCUUACUUCUCCCCACCUACAUUGGUGUGGAGGUUCUAAAGGUGAGCGCCACUGACCCUGACUCUGAGGUACCCCCUGAACUGACAUACAGUCUCAUGGAAGGGAGUGUGGAUCAUUUUCUAAUGGACCCAAAUACUGGAGUGCUUACCAUAAAAGAUAAUAAUCUCUCCAAAGAUCACUACAUGCUAAUAGUCAGAGUAUCUGACGGGAAGUUCUACAGUACUGCCAUGGUCACCAUCAUGGUUAAAGAAGCCAUGGACAGUGGCCUCCACUUCACACAAAGCUUUUAUUCCACCUCCAUCUCAGAGAACAGCACAAACAUAACCAAAGUUGCUAUUGUCAAUGCAGUUGGAAACCGCCUUAAUGAGCCCUUAAAGUACAGCAUCUUAAACCCAGGAAAUAAAUUCAAGAUAAAAUCUACCUCAGGAGUCAUUCAGACCACAGGAGUCCCCUUUGACCGUGAAGAACAGGAGUUGUAUGAGUUGGUGGUGGAAGCCAGUCGUGAGCUAGACCACUUGCGUGUGGCGAGGGUGGUAGUCAGGGUUAACAUUGAAGAUGUAAAUGACAACUCUCCUGUCUUUGUGGGUCUCCCUUACUAUGCUGCUGUGCAAGUUGAUGCUGAACCAGGGACUCUGAUAUACCGGGUAACAGCCAUCGACAAAGAUAAAGGUGCCAAUGGAGAAGUGACCUACGUCUUGCAGGAUGACUAUGGUCACUUUGAAAUUAACCCUAAUUCAGGGAAUGUGAUUUUAAAAGAAGCAUUCAACUCAGAUCUCUCCAACAUUGACUAUGGAGUCACCAUUCUUGCCAAGGAUGGUGGCACUCCUUCUCUGUCCACGUUUGUGGAACUUCCCAUCACCAUUGUUAACAAAGCGAUGCCUGUGUUUGAUAAGCCUUUUUAUACAGCAUCAAUCAAUGAAGAUAUCUCAAUAAACACUCCCAUCCUCAGCAUCAAUGCCACCAGCCCAGAAGGCCAGGGCAUCAUAUACCUCAUCAUCGAUGGAGAUCCCUUCCAACAGUUUAACAUUGACUUUGACACUGGGGUUCUAAAAGUCAUUAGUCCUUUGGAUUAUGAAGUCAUGUCAGUUUACAAGUUGACAGUGAGAGCUAGUGAUGCUCUUACUGGUGCCAGGGCUGAAGUCACUGUGGACCUGCUAGUGGAUGAUGUCAAUGAUAACCCUCCUGUUUUUGAUCAGCCCACUUACAACACAACACUAUCUGAAUCGUCUCUUAUUGGAACACCUGUUCUGCAACUUGUGUCAACUGACGCAGACUCGGGAAACAACAACCUGGUCCAUUACCAGAUUGUCCAGGAUACUUACAAUAGCACAGACUACUUUCACAUAGAUAGUUCAAGUGGCUUAAUUCUGACAGCGAGGAUGCUAGACCACGAAUUGGUGCAACACUGCACCUUGAAAGUCAUAGCAACUGAUAAUGGUUUUCCAUCCCUGAGCAGUGAAGUCCUGGUUCAUAUCUACAUUUCUGAUGUCAAUGACAACCCUCCAGUUUUUAAUCAGCUCAUUUAUGAAUCUUAUGUGAGUGAAUUAGCCCCCCGGGGUCAUUUUGUAACCUGUGUGCAAGCCUCAGAUGCAGACAGCUCUGACUUUGACCGGUUGGAAUACAGCAUUUUAUCUGGGAAUGAUCGAACCAGCUUUCUGAUGGACAGCAAGAGUGGAGUUCUCACACUGUCUAGCCACCGGAAGCAGCGUAUGGAGCCUCUGUAUAGUCUCAAUGUGUCUGUGUCUGAUGGACUGUUUACCAGCACUGCCCAGGUUCACAUCAGGGUUCUUGGGGCUAAUUUGUACAGCCCUGCCUUUUCACAAAGCACAUACGUAGCUGAGGUAAGAGAGAAUGCAGCCUCUGGGACAAAGGUCAUUCAUGUCCGAGCCACAGAUGGGGAUCCAGGAACAUAUGGACAGGUCAGCUAUUCCAUCAUCAAUGACUUUGCCAAGGAUCGGUUCCUCAUAGACAGCAAUGGACAGAUCAUCACAACAGAAAGACUAGACCGUGAAAACCCUCUGGAAGGAGAUAUUAGUAUUUAUCUGAGGGCCCUGGAUGGUGGUGGGAGAACUACGUUCUGCACCGUGCGGGUGAUUGUGGUGGAUGAGAAUGACAAUGCCCCUCAGUUCAUGACAGUGGAAUAUAGGGCCAGCGUCAGGGCUGACGUAGGAAGGGGCCACUUGGUCACACAAGUUCAAGCUUUGGAUCCAGAUGAUGGAGCAAAUUCUAGGAUUACAUAUUCCCUCUAUAGUGAGGCCUCAGUGUCAGUGGCUGACCUCUUGGAAAUUGAUCCUGAUAAUGGCUGGAUGGUGACCAAAGGCAAUUUUAACCAACUAAGAAACACGGUGCUGUCCUUCUUUGUGAAGGCAGUAGAUGGCGGCAUUCCAGUCAGACACUCCCUCAUUCCCGUCUAUAUCCAUGUCCUGCCCCCUGAAACGUUUCUGCCUUCAUUCACCCAGUCACAGUACUCCUUUACCAUUGCAGAAGAUACAUCCAUUGGAAGCACAAUAGACACCUUGAGGAUUCUACCCAAUCAAAGUGUCCGGUUCAGCACGGUUAAUGGAGAACGGCCAGAGAAUAACAAAGAGAAUGUCUUCAUCAUAGAACAAGAGACAGGUGCUAUCAAGCUUGACAAACGCCUUGAUCAUGAAGUCAGCCCAGCUUUCCACUUUAAAGUAGCAGCUACUAUACCCUUGGACAAAGUGGAUAUUGUUUUCACUGUGGAUGUAGAUGUCAAGGUGUUAGAUCUGAAUGACAACAAACCAGUCUUUGAAACAGCGAGCUAUGAAACAAUCAUAAUGGAGGGGAUGCCUGUCGGCACCAAGCUUGCCCAGGUGAGAGCCAUAGACAUGGACUGGGGAGCCAAUGGGCAGGUCACUUACUCCCUACACUCGGAUUCCCAUCUUGAAAAGGUAAUGGAGGCAUUCAAUAUAGACAGCAACACAGGAUGGAUCAGUACACUGAAGGACCUGGACCAUGAGACAGAUCCCACCUUCUCCUUCUUCGUGGUAGCUUCCGACCUCGGAGAGGCUUUCUCUCUUUCUUCCAUGGCUCUGGUCUCGGUCAAGGUGACAGAUAUAAAUGACAAUGCACCAGUCUUUGCUCAUGAGGUGUACCGAGGAAACGUGAAGGAGAGUGACCCGCCGGGGGAGGUGGUAGCUGUUCUCAGCACCUUGGACAAAGACACCUCCAACAUAAACCGCCAAGUGAGCUACCACAUUACAGGAGGGAACCCCCGAGGACGGUUUGCCCUGGGCAUGGUGCAGAGUGAGUGGAAGGUCUAUGUGAAGAGGCCUCUGGAUCGAGAGGAACAAGACAUUUACUUCCUCAAUAUCACUGCCUCUGAUGGACUCUUUGUCACACAGGCCAUGGUAGAAGUGACUGUCAGUGACGUAAAUGACAACAGCCCAGUGUGUGAUCAGGUUGCAUACUCAGCAUCACUUCCUGAAGACGUUCCGUCAAAUAAAAUCAUCCUGAAGGUCAGUGCCAAGGAUGCGGACAUUGGAUCCAAUGGAGAUAUACGAUACUCACUCUAUGGUUCUGGAAACAGUGACUUUUUUCUAGAUCCAGAAAGUGGUGAGUUAAAAACCUUGGCCUUAUUGGACCGGGAGAGGGUCCCAGUGUACAACCUGAUUGCCAGGGCCACUGACGGAGGCGGCCGCUUCUGCAGCUCCAGUGUCCUCCUGCUCCUAGAAGAUGUGAAUGAUAACCCCCCUGUGUUUUCCUCCAACCACUACACUGCAUGUGUCUAUGAGAACACGGCCACUAAGGCUCUGCUGACCAGAGUGCAAGCCGUGGACCCUGAUGUUGGCAUCAACAGGAAGGUUGUGUAUUCCCUGGAGGACUCAGCCAGUGGAGUCUUCUCCAUCGACAGCUCCUCUGGUGUCAUCGUUCUGGAACAGCCUCUAGAUCGAGAGCAGCAGUCGUCCUAUAACAUCAGUGUGCGGGCCAUAGACCAGAGUCCUGGACAGUCCCUCUCCUCUCUCACCUCGGUCACCAUCACUGUCCUGGACAUUAAUGACAACCCCCCUGUAUUUGAGAGGAGGGACUACCUGGUAACAGUGCCUGAGGACACUUCCCUUGGCACCCAAGUCCUGUCUGUUUUUGCCACCAGCAAAGAUAUUGGCACAAAUGCUGAGAUAACUUACCUCAUCCGGUCUGGGAAUGAACAAGGGAAAUUUAGGAUCAACCCAAAGACAGGGGGUAUUUCUGUCUUGGAAGCGCUGGACUACGAAAUGUGCAAAAGAUUUUACCUUGUGGUGGAAGCUAAAGAUGGAGGCACCCCAGCCCUCAGCACUGCAGCCACUGUCAGCAUCGACCUCACAGAUGUGAAUGAUAACCCUCCUCGGUUCAGCCAAGAUGUCUACAGUGCUGUCAUCAGUGAGGACGCCUUAGAGGGGGACUCUGUCAUUCUGCUGAUAGCAGAAGAUGUGGAUAGCAAGCCUAAUGGACAGAUUCGGUUUUCCAUCGUGGGUGGAGAUAGGGACAAUGAAUUUGCUGUCGAUCCCAUCUUGGGACUUGUGAAAGUUAAGAAGAAACUGGACCGGGAGCGGGUGUCAGGAUACUCCCUGCUCAUCCAGGCAGUAGAUAGUGGCAUUCCUGCAAUGUCCUCAACGACAACUGUCAACAUUGAUAUUUCUGAUGUGAACGACAAUAGUCCAGUGUUUACACCUGCCAACUACACUGCCGUGAUCCAGGAAAAUAAGCCAGUGGGUACCAGCAUCUUACAGCUUGUGGUGACAGACAGAGACUCCUUUCACAAUGGGCCUCCCUUUUCCUUCUCUAUUUUGUCGGGAAAUGAAGAUGAGGAGUUCAUGCUGGACUCCCAUGGGAUCCUUCGGUCAGCAGUGGUCUUCCGUCACAUGGAGUCCCCAGAAUACCUACUGUGCAUCCAGGCAAAAGACUCAGGAAAACCACAGCAAGUUUCCCACACCUACAUCCGUGUCCGGGUCAUUGAGGAAAGCACCCACAAACCCACAGCCAUCCCUCUGGAAAUUUUCAUCGUCACCAUGGAGGAUGAUUUUCCUGGUGGGGUCAUUGGAAAAAUCCACGCCACGGAUCAGGACAUGUAUGAUGUGCUGACGUUUGCCCUGAAAUCAGAACAGAAGAGUCUGUUCAAAGUGAACAGUCACGAUGGAAAAAUCAUUGCUCUGGGAGGCCUGGACAGUGGGAAGUAUGUCCUGAAUGUGUCUGUGAGUGAUGGCCGCUUCCAAGUGCCCAUCGAUGUCGUUGUACACGUGGAGCAACUGGUGCACGAGAUGCUGCAAAACACCGUCACAAUUCGCUUUGAGAAUGUGUCUCCCGAGGACUUCGUGGGGCUGCACAUGCACGGCUUCCGGCGCAUUCUGCGGAAUGCGGUCCUCACCCAGAAGCAGGACAGCCUGCGCAUCAUCAGCAUCCAACCCGUGGUGGGCACUAACCAGCUGGACAUGCUGUUUGCUGUGGAGAUGCACAGCAGCGAGUUCUACAAACCAGCCUACCUGAUCCAGAAGUUGUCCAACGCCAGGAGACACCUGGAGAACGUCAUGCAUAUAGCAGCCAUCUUGGAAAAGAACUGCUCGGGAUUGGACUGUCAGGAGCAGCACUGUGAGCAGGGCUUGUCACUGGAUUCCCACGCACUCAUGACCUACAGCACGGCUCGCAUCAGCUUCGUGUGUCCACGUUUCUAUAGGAACGUGCGCUGCACAUGUAAUGGAGGAGUAUGUCCCGGGUCCAACGAUCCUUGUGUGGAAAAACCGUGUCCAGAGGACAUGCAGUGUGUGGGUUAUGAGGCCAGCAGGAGACCAUUUCUCUGCCAGUGUCCACCAGGGAAACUCGGAGAGUGCUCAGGGCACACUUCUCUCAGCUUUGCUGGCAACAGUUACAUCAAGUAUCGGCUUUCUGAAAACAGCCGAGAAGAGGACUUCAAGCUAGCGCUGCGCCUGAGAACCCUGCAGAGCAAUGGGAUCAUAAUGUACACCCGGGCCAACCCCUGCAUGAUUCUGAAGAUUGUGGAAGGCAAGCUGUGGUUCCAGCUGGACUGUGGCAGCGGCCCUGGGAUCCUCGGCAUCUCCAGCCGCGCUGUCAAUGAUGGGAGCUGGCACUCAGUCUUCUUGGAGCUCAAUCGCAAUUUCACCAGCCUGUCCCUGGACGACAGCUACGUGGAGCGUCGCAGGGCGCCCCUGUACUUCCAGACCUUAAGCACCGACAGUGCCAUCUUCUUUGGAGCGCUGGUGCAGGCAGAUAAUAUCCGCAGCCUGACGGACACGCGUGUUACGCAGGUCCUCGGUGGCUUCCAGGGUUGCCUGGACUCCGUGGUGCUCAAUCACAACGAGCUACCCCUCCAAAACAAGCGCAGCAGCUUCGCGGAGGUCGUGGGUCUCACCGAGCUGAAGCUGGGCUGUGUGCUCUACCCGGACGCGUGCCAACGCAGCCCAUGUCUGCACGGGGGCAGCUGCAGCGGUCUGCCCUCUGGCGGCUAUCAGUGUUCCUGUCUCUCGCAGUUCACGGGGACAAACUGUGAAUCAGAGAUCACAGCCUGCUUCCCUAACCCCUGCCGGAAUGGAGGAUCCUGUGACCCCAUAGGAAACACCUUCAUCUGCAGCUGUAAAGCCGGCCUCACAGGUGUCACGUGCGAGGAUGACGUUGACGAGUGUGAGCGAGAAGAGUGUGAGAACGGGGGUUCCUGUGUCAACCUGUUCGGCUCCUUCUUCUGCAACUGCACGCCAGGCUAUGUAGGCCAGUACUGUGGCUUGCGCCCUGUGGUUGUGCCCAACAUCCAAGCUGGCCACUCAUACGUGGGAAAGGAGGAGCUGAUAGGCAUCGCUGUGGUCCUCUUCGUCAUCUUCACCCUGAUUGUGCUCUUCAUCGUCUUUCGCAAGAAGGUCUUUCGAAAGAACUACUCUCGCAACAACAUCACAUUAGUGCAGGACCCGGCCACAGCUGCGUUGCUGCAUAAGAGCAAUGGCAUCCCCUUCCGCAGCCUGCGUGCAGGAGAUGGGCGCAACGUGUACCAGGAGGUGGGGCCCCCGCAGGUGCCGGUGCGCCCCAUGGCCUACACACCCUGCUUCCAGAGCGACUCAAGGAGCAACCUGGACAAAGGCCUGGACGCGCUGGGUGGGGAACCACAGGAGCUGAGCACAUUCCACCCGGAAUCGCCACGCAUCCUCACAGCAAGGCGGGGUGUGGUGGUGUGCAGCGUGGCCCCCAACCUCCCAGCUGUGUCACCCUGCCGCUCAGACUGCGACUCCAUCCGGAAGAAUGGCUGGGACACGGGAUCUGAAAACAAAGGGGCUGAAGACACAGGAGAAGUGACCUGCUUCGCGAACAGUAAUAAAGGCAGCAACUCAGAAGUUCAGUCCCUCAGCUCCUUCCAGUCGGAUUCUGGCGAUGACAACGCGUCCAUAGUGACUGUCAUUCAACUUGUCAACAAUGUAGUUGACUCUAUAGAGAAUGAAGUGUCUGUUAUGGACCAAGGACAGAAUUACAACAGAGCCUAUCACUGGGACACCUCUGACUGGAUGCCUGGGGCACGGCUGUCUGAUAUUGAAGAAAUGCCCAACUAUGAGAGCCAAGAUGGAGGGGCGGCACACCAGGGUAGCACAAGAGAGCUGGAGAGUGACUACUACCUAGGCGGAUAUGACAUCGAUAGUGAAUACCCACCACCUCAUGAAGAAGAGUUCCUGAGUCAGGAUCAGCUACCCCCACCACUGCCAGAGGACUUCCCGGAACAGUAUGAGGCCCUGCCUCCCUCCCAGCCCACCUCUCUCACUGGCACCAUGAGCCCAGACUGCAGGAGAAGGCCCCGGUUUCACCCCAGCCAGUACCUUCCUCCUCACCCACUCCCCGGUGAAACGGAUUUGGGGGGCCCACCCUCCAGCUGUGAUUUUAGUACUUUUGCAGUAAGCAUGAACCAGGGCACAGAGGUCAUGGCCCCCACAGACAGUGUGUCUCUGUCCUUGCACAAUUCCAGAGGCACCUCAUCCUCAGAUAUGUCAGCCCGCUGUGGCUUUGAUGAUUCUGAGGUAGCCAUGAGUGACUACGAGAGCGCGGGCGAGCUCAGCCUCACCAACCUUCACAUUCCCUUUGUGGAAACGCAGCACCAGACCCAGGUGUAGAGGACACCCAUAGGUGCUGCGCCCAGACUAUCACAGCAUGGAAGAAAGGAAGCUGUACUUGUGUUGGAUGGAGAGAAGUCUGUGGAAAUGUGGAUUUUCUAUGAGGAACGCCUUCGCAAGUCUUACUGUCACAAGCAAGCUGGACUCCCAGAGUGACACGGAGAGGCUCAGAACUGUUUCAGGGGGACAGGGGAGCUGACAGACUUUGUUGUGGGUGUUGGCGGCUUGGAAUGCAAAGGAGAAGAAAUGAGUUUACUAAGUUAAAUGGGAGAUCCUGAAUGGCAUUGUGUAUUAUUGUGACCCGGAAAGUACGGAACCAGAGAUCCUUACAAUAUUUAGCCUGCCACCAUCAGAGGGGCAUCAUUGCAUGUUUUUGGGGCCAAGGAAGUGAGAAUAGUAGAUAUGUCUGUCAGAAAAGUUAGUGUUGUAGAUGAAGGAGACGUGAGAGCUAAGCACGAGUGUGGGCAGAAGCCUUAGAAGCCAAUGCUGUUGUUUGAACGAGCUGCCUAAUUUUCAGCUAUAAAAUUAGGUUUGAGUAACAUGC